Messenger RNA from Glycine soja, 2109 nucleotides. RefSeq names its product probable serine/threonine-protein kinase PBL7. The transcript is spliced from 6 exons. The coding region runs from base 399 to 1931 and encodes 510 amino acids. Lineage: Eukaryota; Viridiplantae; Streptophyta; Magnoliopsida; Fabales; Fabaceae. The record is from RefSeq and is a predicted model, not a curated record. Gene Ontology annotation, molecular function: ATP binding; protein kinase activity. Gene Ontology annotation, biological process: protein phosphorylation.
CAGAAAAAUAUUCCCUGGUGUGUGUUCUACCUUGUGUCAUCUUCAGUCUCUAAAACACAAGAUUCUCUUCCUCAAUUCUCACCAUCAGUUCAUGCUCUCUCCUCCCUCUAUUAUAUUAUUAUAAACAUUUUGCCAUAACAUAACUAAAAUCUUCAAAAGGCAAGGUCAUCUUCAAUUCUUCACCUUCUCUCACUUUGAUGCAACCUUCACACUAGUCCAAUUUUAAUUAUUCAAAGACAGCUCCACCCACUUCCCAUCUUUCUCUCUUCUUCUUUUCUGUGCAGUUGAGAAAAAAAAAAAAAAAACUAUGCUCCAAUCUAACAAGAAGCAAAGAAGCUUCUCCUCACUUUUCUUCUUUAUCUUUUCUCUCUAAGCCUUUUGUUCUCUCUACUUCAUUCAUGAUGAGUUUGUGUUCCUCUCAAGGAACCUGUUCUGGUGACACCAAUGCACUCGUUUCCUCUUCUGCUGUUGGAAAUGAGCCUUCUGACUACAAAAGGCAUAACAACAAACUCAUGACCUUUUUGAAAAAAACCAUGUGGGAGUAUGCUUUCGCAUGUGUUGGUGUUGUUCCUUGUGGCGGCAAUAACGACCUUAACGGUCAAAGGAAGGCAACUUUGAAGCACAAUAAGGCGUGGUUGCUGGCGGAUUCUGGAGCAGAAUUGGCGAGUGCUGACCCUCGAUCGGUUCACUCGUCUUUCAGGUUCAGCUUCUGCUCUCAGGUUGAGGUUGAGUCCUUCAACAUGAGCUAUUCUGCUUCUGCUGCUGCUGCAACCUUUUUGAUGGUGAAUUUGGACUAUGAGUCUCAAGUGAAGGAGUUAAAAUGGAGGAGAAUACAGUCACCGGAGAAAAGCUUGUCUCCCGUGGCCAACACUUUGAUCAGGUUCAGCUAUGAUGAAAUUCUGUCUGCUACUCACAAUUUCUCCAAAGAGAGAGUGUUGGGGAGAGGUGCCUUGAGCUGUGUUUUUAGAGGAAGAGUUGGGAUUUGGAGGACUUCUGUUGCUAUUAAAAGGUUGGAUAAGGAAGACAAGGAGUGUGUCAAGGCGUUUUGCAGAGAAUUGAUGAUUGCUAGUUCUCUGCAUAACACAAAUGUUGUUCCUCUUGUGGGGUUUUGUAUUGACUCAGAGGAGGGUUUGUUUUUGGUGUACAAGUAUGUGUCAGGGGGAAGCUUAGAGCAUCACUUACAUGGGAGGAAGAAGGGUAGUUCACCACUUCCAUGGUCUGUGAGGUACAAAGUUGCAAUUGGGAUUGCAGAAGCAGUGGCUUAUCUGCAUCAUGGAACAGAAAGAUGUGUUGUUCAUAGAGACAUUAAGCCCUCAAACAUUCUGCUUUCCUCUAAGAAGAUUCCCAAGUUAUGUGAUUUUGGACUAGCUUCAUGGACUUCUGCACCUUCAGUUCCUUUCCUUUGCAAAACUGUGAAAGGAACAUUUGGUUAUUUGGCUCCUGAGUAUUUCCAACAUGGAAAAGUUUCAGAUAAGACUGAUGUUUACGCUUUGGGAGUUGUUCUAUUGGAGCUCUUAACUGGCCGCAAGCCAAUUGAAGCAAAAAGAACCCCUGGAGAGGAAAACUUGGUAGUAUGGGCUAAACCUUUGCUGAGAAAAGGGAAAGGAGCCAUUGAAGAGUUGCUUGAUUCUCAAGUCAAAUACAAUUUGAGUUACACAGAUCAAAUGGCUCGCAUGAUUGAUGCCGCAGCUGCCUGUGUUACAAGUGAAGAAUCUAGGAGGCCAAGCAUAGGUGAGAUUGUUGCAAUAUUGAAAGGAGAAGUAGAGCCUGUACUCUCUAGAAGAAGGAAAUCUGGUUAUUUUGGUAAUGGAUAUGUGAUUGAUUAUUACCCUCAAUUACAAGAAACAAAUAAUGAGAUGAAAAGUCACUUGGCUUUGGCAAUGCUAGGAGUUUCAGAGUGUGAGGAUGAUGAUUUUCUCUAUGGUCAUUGAGAAUCAUUGUUGCCAUGAUUCUCACCAUUGUGCAGGGAUUAGAUGUGAAUGUUUUCAAGUUGUUAGUAGAAAUAAAAAUUCAAAGGAAUAUACUUCUUGUUUAUACAUUUUUUCCUUUACCUUUUUCCCUUACCAAAGGGGUAAAGUGUAAUAUAUUAUGGCCAGUUUAAUUUCCGCA